UGUGGCAGCAUUUGCAUGUCAGUUUAUGUGGAUGCACCAGUCCUGCCACCUCACCUCCCUGUCUAACCCCACCUAUCUGCCCACCCUACCUAUCCUCCACGUACCCUCCAUGCAAACCCCCAAACCUACUAUAAAUCCCCACCACCACCACCACCACUCUUCCCUCACCCACCACCACCACACCAGAGAAUUAAUCACUCACAAUGGCAAAGCUUGCAGUCCUAGCACUAGCCCUUUUUGCCCUGAUCGCCCUCGACCAAGCCUCCGCCUUCCGCACCACCAUCACCACCACCGUGGACGAGGAAAUGGCAGUGGAAAACCCCCGAGGAGAGUCCCAGCAACAGAACUGCCGUGAGCAGUUCCAGCAGCAGCAACAGCUCCGUGACUGCCAGAGGUACAUGGCGCAGCAGGCACAGCGAUUUGCAAACCCGAAGCACCGCAAGCAAGGCCUCGACGAAUGCUGCAACUAGUUGGAGAAAAUGGACCAGGACUGCCAG
This is a messenger RNA of Camellia sinensis, 497 nucleotides long. The record is from RefSeq and is a predicted model, not a curated record. NCBI's taxonomy places the organism in Eukaryota, Viridiplantae, Streptophyta, Magnoliopsida, Ericales, Theaceae.